Molecule: messenger RNA, 1674 nt
Organism: Aspergillus niger
Lineage: Eukaryota; Fungi; Ascomycota; Eurotiomycetes; Eurotiales; Aspergillaceae
Exons: 7
Coding region: 1-1674 (557 amino acids)
Source: RefSeq, a predicted model, not a curated record
AUGGCAUCCACGGAACUGGCGGAAAACGAUGAUUAUCAAUCCAUCGUCGGGCAAAGAUCCACUCGAGUGGAGAAUGACCUCUUAUCGAGGCUUCCCUUAAACCGUUUCAACUCCGAAUUGCUGGUCUCUAACGUGGAUUUAAAGUGGAUGGGCAAUGCUCCACUUCUCCUGCCCCUGACAUUGGCCUUUAAAUCCCGGCAAGCUGCCACCGAUCAAGAGAGUAUCACUUUCCGUCUUUUAGCACUCACAGCACCUUCCUCAUGCCCUACACCGGCCGUUCCUGCCACUGGUACCACCUCAAGAUCAUCCAUCAGUAGGGAAUCUGGACUAAUCGAAUGUUGCGCAGCAUCAACUGCAAGAAAGCUGGAGGAGGCUGUAUGUCUCCUUUCCCCGUCCCUACCCUGCAGUAGCCGCCCAAGACUAAACCAACCAGCCUUCUCAAUCAACUACUUCAUCAAUCAAGAUGACAUGACCAUCGAAGACCCUAGCCAGGCAAUGAAGAUCUACAGCGAUCCCAAUACUUCUUCGGGGAACACAAUUCAGCUUGGACACAGCCCACUAUUCACAUUAUCGCCCAAGGUGCCAGGAAAGGCGUAUUUGAAGGCGGCGCUGUUUGACAGUGUGUCAAAGCCUGAAUCGGUGUUUUUCGGCGACAAGCGGGACGAAGCAGCAAACUUGGAAGAGCAACAAGCUCUGCCACUGCCGAGUAUCCGAACCCAAUCAGAUAAGCGCCGGCCGGGGAAGCAGGGGAGUCGCCGACCAACAAACCAAGGAACCUGCCAGCCAGCUGUGACGCCUCUUCACCGCAUCGACCCUUUCCCUUUCCCAUCCUUUUCCCCCCAGAAACAGCAACAGCAGCAUGUCGCACAGCUUCCUGUGCGAAAGCUAGGAAGCUUAGUAUACAUCAUGGUUGAUCGCCAGGACAAUCACUCUGCACCGGACAAGGCGAUCGCUGCAGCGACCGGUCGCGAGGAGAUUCUCACCCCACCAGCUGCCUGCCACACAGCUCAACGACCUCAUCGCGAUGAUGACGACGCCAGAAGCACAGAUAACGACCUGGAUGCCCUCGAACUCCGCAAUAUAGCCACUCAAGAUGACGACGAGGCCGGCUUCUCAACCGAAUCGAUCUCCUCGGGCGAAUAUCGUAUCCGCACACAUCGGACCGUUUCCCGCACCACUCAUUCCAACCGGGAGCACACAAGCAAGGGGCUGGCGGGACAUAUUCGUCGCUUUUGGACACGAAAUGUGGUGUUGACAGUGCCGCAGAAGAGUAAUCGGGACCAUUUCGAUAAUCACGAGCUCAUCCAUUCACCAACAAUAACGCAGAAGGAAUGCAAGGCUGUUGCUGACAUCUCACACUAUCCAUUUAGCUUUAGAGCGAACUUUCUUAGCUUACAUUCGUACUUCGCACUGGGGUUCUAUGAAGCGGGGAUUCCCCUGGCGGUUAGCUGCUAUGGCGUGGCGAUUUUGAUAGCUGCCAUGGGUGCGUAUCGCUUCUGGAAGCAGCAGAAUGUGGUGGCUUUGGGGACUGUGUAUGCGGGGGGGUGGGAGUUGAACUGUAUCGGGGUGUUGAUUGGGUUGGUGAGAAAGUUAGCCAUUCUGGCUGCAGCUGAUGAUGACAUGCCUUACGCUAUUGUCUUGAUGAUAUACGGCCAAUCCACUGAGCGGAUAUAG